Fulvia fulva is the source of this 1191-nucleotide messenger RNA. RefSeq lists its product as uncharacterized. Bases 1 to 1191 code for a protein of 396 amino acids. NCBI's taxonomy places the organism in Eukaryota, Fungi, Ascomycota, Dothideomycetes, Mycosphaerellales, Mycosphaerellaceae. The transcript is spliced from 3 exons. The record is from RefSeq and is a predicted model, not a curated record.
AUGGAGUGGCAACAAGGCGUGCGUGUGAUGCUAGAGAAAUCAGAUGGCCUUGCCAUUGCUACCUCAUCACGGGGAUUGUUUCGUGAAGGACCAGACCAGCACUUCCGCAUUCAUGUCCAAUUCGAAGACGAUUUCGACCUCAAAGGAGCCAGUGUCGUUAAGGUUGUGCUCGUGAUCGGAUACGAAACCCAGCUACCGGGAUCACUCGAGGACCUCCAGUGUUAUGCCAUCGACAAAGCACACCUCAUCGGAGCACAUACGUUCGACAGCUUGGUGACCUGGAAAGGGGGCUCUCGGCCCGUGCACACUCCCUUGACUAUACCAGUACCGGGUCGGCCACGUCCCGAGAAAGGACUGUGGCUCGACGAUUUCAAUACAGAGAAAGGCGGUAUUGCGGUCUUUGUCGUUCGGGGUCAUUGCCUCGGAGCUGAACACAAUCCCGAACGUCGUCGAAGAGAGAGUACAGAUCCUCCAGCACGAUGCCGCUUCGAAACAGCUGACCACGGGCGCAUCAUCCCCUGGGACUGGUUCAAAGCACUCGACGAGCCACAUGGGGAACCUCUGAUAUUCGACUUCCGCAACCGAUGGGAGGACGAGACGCUCACGCAGCCUGGGAAGCGGCGCGCCGAACGCGAACUACUGAAGACUUCGCAUGAGCUCGCCCGGCAUCUUCGGGAUAAAACUACCACCGCACCUACUGGCUUCAAGCGAUCACGCAGACUAGCCGUCAAGGAGAAGGAGACCCUGCAGAGUUCCACGGAGCGCUCACGCCGUAGCCUCUUCCAGGACAACAGAGCCAGCAAUAUUACCCCUUUUGGCUACUCAGACGAAUGUGACCAAGACGACGAGGAGAUCCUUGAACAGAAACCACCAACACGAGACGUCAAGAAAGAGAUCAUCGAGAUAGCUGACAAUGACGACAACAUCCAGCCGAUCUUUCCCUCCAUCACAGCACCACUCGUGAUUGUACCGGCUCCGAGCCCGCAGGUGUCAUCGAAUCACGCACUAGACGACGACAAUGAGAUGCUCAAGCUGCGGCUUGAGAACAGCCGCCUGAAACAAAAGCAGCGCAAGAUGAAGCUGAAAAGACAAGAUCCAGAAAUCGAUCUGGAUGAGGAUGCCGAGCUGGUGGAUAUGCAGCUGGAGGAGAAUGAGAUCAAACAGAUGCUGAGGAAGAAGGAGUUGAAGUAG